This is a messenger RNA of Prosopis cineraria, 5267 nucleotides long. Its product is annotated as protein cornichon homolog 4-like. Gene Ontology annotation, biological process: vesicle-mediated transport. Lineage: Eukaryota; Viridiplantae; Streptophyta; Magnoliopsida; Fabales; Fabaceae. The record is from RefSeq and is a predicted model, not a curated record. Bases 186 to 596 code for a protein of 136 amino acids. The transcript has 5 exons.
UCCUCAAAGCCGGGUCCCAAAAUUGCAAGGGGGGAACAGAAGUACAGAACUGAAACGUGAAACCUGGGAAAGGAAGACGGAGAAAUUCGAUCGAUAAGAGACACAGACUCAAAAUCUGACGAACAGAGAUAGUCACAGAGAGAGAGAGAGAGAGAGAGAGAGAGAGAGGUGCAGUGGUGGGUGCUAUGACGGAGAUAUUCCUGUGGCUUUUGACCUUUUUCCUGAUUUUGGCUUUGCUUUGUCUUCUUGGUUAUCAGCUUAUAUUGUUAGUGGAUCUAGAGUUUGAUUAUAUCAACCCUUAUGAUUCUGCUUCUCGGAUAAACUGGGUUGUUUUGCCAGAGUUUAUCGUCCAAGGAGUCUUAUGCUUCAUCCUUCUUGUAACAGGGAACUGGUUGAUGUUCUUGUUGUCUCUCCCUUACCUGUAUUACAAUGUGACAUUGUACAUGACGAGACAGCACUUGGUAGAUGUUACUGAAAUCUACAAUCAGUUGAAGUGGGAAAAGAAGAAGAGAUUCAUUAAAGUUGGAUAUCUUAUCCUGCUAUUUCUCGUUUCUGUGUUCUGGUUGGUUUGGAGCAUUGCUGAUGUAGAUGAUUAACCAGUGGAUCACCUCUCUCGCCAUUUGCUACACGAUGUAAGGAUAAUUUUGAAGAUACCAAUCACUCUGCGGGAGACAUUAUCAAUUCAUGUGGGAGUUUGACAUGGAAUUCUAAUGGCAACUAGCUUAUUGGAUUUAUAUGUGUGGGAAUAUCAUGUCCAUUACGACACUAAUUGAUACAUGCAGAGUCAACAUGGACGUCUACUAUUGACUUAUCAGAGAAGAAAGGGGAGGAAGUUAGAGUUAGUUAUGCAGAAUUAAAUUGGUUUUAAUUUAAUUAUUUCAUUUUCAGUGUAGUUGGCUAAAUAAGUGGAUCAACUUUUGAUGUGUUCACCCACGUUAAGUCUAUUUGAGUCAAUUUUUGUUUGAGUCAGUUAUUAUCCCAAAUAUGUUGGGAUAUUUUCUUAUUAUUUAUUUAUUAUUUUGGUGUAAUUCCUGUAUUAUAAAUGCGCUAGCUUUCAUCAUAGCUAGACAUUUAAAAAAUAAAAUACUAUUUUCCUUAGAGAAUCUCCUACUCUGGCUAUUAAUUUUUUAGAGUGAGAUUCUUGCCCUAAUUUAUUUAAUAGAUUUAUUUGCUUUCCUUAUCAUUUUAAGUUCCUAUCAAUUUGGUAUUUGAGUCAGGUUUGAUCAAUAUGGUGACCACACGCUCUGGUAAUGAAGCCAUCGAUCUCAAUGCCAAUUCCUCCAAUAACCCCCUAUGUAAUGAAUCUAUAGUCAAUCCAUUUUCAGAAGACAUAUUAACAGCAAUUGCUUCCAAAUUAGAGACACUUGAUUUGUUGAAAGAGAAGAUAGAGGCCCUUGAGGCUUCUGAAACGAAUAGAGGCUAGCGAACCGUAGAGAGCCAUUAUAGGUGCUCACAUUGGGAAGGUGAUAGUGAAGAUGACUAUGAUCGAAGGGGGCCAUGUCCACCCUAUGCAAAAAUUGAAUUUCCAAAAUCUAGUAGAGGAGACCCUUGAGGAUGGAUUUUAAAGGCUGAAAAUUUUUUUUGGUAUUAUCAAACACCAGAAGAUUUGAAAGUAGAUGUUACUUCAAUGAGUCUAAAAGGAGAUGCUUUAGAUUUAUUCUCAUGGGUAAAUUUAGAAUGCACCUUGUUGUACUGGGAUGAGUUGGUCAAGACACUAUAAGAGCACUAUAGGCCUCCUGAAUAUCAAAAUUCAGAUGAGCACCUUAUAACCAUCAAGCAAAUCGAAUCAGUAUAGGAAUACUGUCAAGAAUUUGCCAAGCGGGUAGCAUGAGUUCACAACUGGCCAGAGCAUUGCCUCUUGGGUAUUUUUCUGGGUGGCCUCAAGAGGAAUUAAAAGUUGAUGUGCGUAUUUAGAAACCUAAAAAAGUGUUUAAGGCUGCAAGUUUGGCCUUGGAAUUUGAGAAAAAGACUUAAAAUGCACGUGGACCCAGGCCCAAUUCCUCAUACACUCAAGAUCCCCUAAAUCAGUCCCAAUUUGCACGUGAUUUUUGCGAUUCUAGAGACUCCAAUUUACUGGCUUUGUCUGCAUAUCCCUCCAAACCAGCUUCUUUGGUCUCAAUCACCCCUAAAUACUCUUUAGCAGUUGUGAGAGUCUCUCCCGAAGAUGCAGAAGGUCAAAACCGACAAGAUACAGGUCUGUGCUUCCGGUGUAGGGCUAUCCUCCGACUUGGGCAUCGCUGCAAUGCCUCUUUUUCUUUGCUGGAAAUUUCUGAAGAAGUUGAAGAAAUUCUAUCUCCACUACACGAAGAAGCGAGACAGAAAUGGAGCUAGAGGAGGUUGAAAUCUCAUUUAAUGCAAUUGUAGGACAACAUUCGAUAGCCACAAUGAAACUUCAAGGCACGCUUAAGGGUUGUACUAUUUUGAUUUUAGUUGAUAGUGGCUCCAUGCACAAUUUCAUUUCAAAUGCAGUGGCAUCCGAAUUGCAACUCCCUGUGUGAACUGUUCUAACUUUUGGAGUUCAAAUUGGUGAUGGUAGUAGAUUGAAAUGCCAUCAGGUUUUGCCUAAAGGUUGAGGUAACAAUUUUUGAUUUAACUAUUCAGCAAGAUUUCUACCCUUUCUCCUUGGGUGGUUCUGAUUUGCUACUGGGUAUUAAAUGGUUGGCUCCAUGCACAAUUUCAUUUCAAAUGCAGUGGCAUCCGAAUUGCAACUCCCUGUGUGGACUGUUCUAACUUUUGGAGUUCAAAUUGGUGAUGGUAGUAGAUUAAAAUGCCAUCAGGUUUUGCCUAAAGGUUGAGGUAACAAUUUUUGAUUUAACUAUUCAGCAAGAUUUCUACCUUUUCUCCUUGGGUGGUUCUGAUUUGCUACUGGGUAUUAAAUGGUUGGCUUCACUAAACACUGUGUAAGCUAACUUGAACAAAAUGUUUUUGAUUUUUUGGCUAAAUGGGAAGAAAUAUAAGCUGCAAGGUCUACCUACUAAUAGUGAUGCUUCUGUCCAUCUCCAUAGCAUGCUUCUUAAUCAAAAAUCUAGGGAUGCAUUAGGACCUUUAAAUGUUGACAGAAAUUUUCAUGAUUUUGUUGAUGUCUUUUUUGAGCCAGGGUGCUUGCCACCACCCUGAGAUCAUUACUAUGCCAUCAAGCUAUUACCAAAUACUAUACCUUCUAAUCUACGGCCAUAUUGUUACCCUCAUUACCAGAAGGAUAAGAUUGAAGCUCAAAUUGAGAGCUUGCUACAAUAUGGAUUCAUACGACCUAACACCAGUCCAUUUGCCAGUCUUAUGCUACUAGUUGGUAAAAAGGAUGGUUCUUGGUGCCUCUGCAUUGACUACCAGCAUCUUAAUCAAAUCACCAUCCUAGAUAAGUACCCCGUUCCCAAUGUUGAUGAACUCUUAGAUGAGUUGUAUGGGGUUGUCUACUUUUCAAAAAUUGAUUUACAGUUUGGAUAUCAUCAAAUCCAUGUUCUACCGGAGGAUGGACAUAAAACAGCUUUUCGCACUCACUUAGGCCAUUACAAAUUCUUAGUUAUGCCAUUUGGUUUAACUAAUGCACCGGCUACCUUUCAAUCUAUUAUGAAUGGCUUAUUCAGGCCUUAUUUACGGAAAUUUGUGCUGGUAUGUUUUGAUGACAUCUUAGUUUACAGUGCUACCUCACAAUAGCAUUUACAACAUUUGAGAGCAGCAUUCCAAAUUUUACAAAAGCAAUCCUUCUUUGCCAAUGCCAAAAAAUGCUCGUUAGGCCAGACCCAAAUUAGCUACUUAGGCCAUAUGGUUUUUGCCCAAGGGGUUGAAGUGGAUUCUGAGAAAAUAACUGCAGUGGUGCAAUGGCCUACUCCCAAAUCCGUAAAAGAGCUCCGUGGGUUCCUAGGGCUCACUGGUUAUUACACGUGUAUUGUCAAAAACUAUGGUAUUAUUGCUAGACCCUUGACUAAACUAACCAAGAAAAAUUCUUUUUAUUGGUCUAAACAGGCACAAAAAGCUUUUGAGGCAUUAAAAUUAGUAAUGACCACCACAUCGAUGCUGCAACUACCAAACUUUCAUCUUCCUUUCACCAUUCAGUGUGAUGCCUCAAUGGAGGGUAUUGGUGCUGUCCUAGUUCAAGAAGGAUAUCCAAUAUCUUAUUUCAGCAACAGAUUCUCUUUUUCCAACAGGUAUAAGUGCACAUAUGACAAGGGGCUGGCUCUAGUGCUUGCAAUUCAAAAAUGGCACCAUUACCUAUUGGGUCGCCAUUUCUAUGUCCAAAUUAAUCACUGCAGCCUUAAGUACCUCUUGGAAUAGCACAUCCUCACCAAUUCCCAGUAGCAAAUGAUGCUAAAGCUUCUUCCUUUCAAUUUUACCAUCAUAUAUAAAGCAAGAAAGGACAACAUAGUAGCUGAUUCAAUAUCACGAAGGCCUCAACAUGCUGAUUUUUUUUAGAUUGUCAUCUCUUUAGCAGAUGCCUUACAGCAACUUCCUGCAGCAUUAAUGACAGACCCUGGAACCAAAGCUAUUGUGGAUGCAUUACAAACAAAUCUACAUUCUCACCCAGAUCAUAGCUUGGUGGAAGGCAUAUUAUAUUUCAAGGGAUGACUUGUGGUUCUAAAUAUUGCUCAAUUAUAAGCUAAAUUCUUAAAAGAAGCUCAUGCGACUCCAACGAGUGACCAUGGAGGGUUCUUAAAGACCUUGAAGCGAUUAGGAUCAAGUGUGCAUUGGUGAGGUAUGAAAAUAGAUGUUAAAUAAUUUGUACAAAGAUGUUUAAUUUGUCAACAACAUAAAUAUGAAACUCUUGCUCUUGCUGGACUCCUUAACCCACUCCCUAUUCCAGAGCGAAUUUGGGAGGACAUAUCUCUUAACUUUAUCACAGGGCUCCCAAAGCCUAGAGGUUUUGAUGUUAUCUUGGUGGUGGUUGAUCGGCUCAGUAAAUACAGCCAUUUCAUUGCUUUGUCACACCCUUAUUCUGCAAAAAUUGUGGCUAGUUUAUUUUGUCAAGAGAUUGUACAUUUGCAUGGUAUUCCUCGGUCAAUCGUUUUAGAUCGUGACUCCAUUUUUCUAAGUGCUUUUUGGCAAGAACUCUUUCGUUUUACAGCAUAUCACCCGCAAUCCAAUGGCCAAACUGAGGUAGUAAAUCACUGUUUGGAGACCUAUUUACGAUGCUUUGCUCAUGAGCAAUCUAAAUUAUGGAGUAAAUUUCUCUGCUGGACUGAAUUCUCAUUUAACACCAACUUUCACUCUUCAGCAAACACUACUCCCUGUAAAUUGAUUUAUGGUCGUGAUCCUCCUCCUUUAUGCCCUUA